Molecule: messenger RNA, 1335 nt
Organism: Aspergillus tanneri
Lineage: Eukaryota; Fungi; Ascomycota; Eurotiomycetes; Eurotiales; Aspergillaceae
Exons: 5
Coding region: 1-1335 (444 amino acids)
Biological process (GO): cellular response to oxidative stress
Source: RefSeq, a predicted model, not a curated record
AUGGGCUCUAUUCAGGUUGAAUUCAAGAACUCUGCCACGACGGCUAUUCUGGAGGCCGUCAAGGCUCGUCGAACGCACUACGCUCUGAAGGCCGAGAGCCCCAUCUCCGACGAGGCUAUCGAACAUAUCGUUCAAUCUGCCGUCUUGCAUGUGCCCAGCUCCUUCAACACUCAGACCUCCCGCGUGGUUCUCCUGCUGAAGGAGGAGCACCAAAAGGUCUGGGACAUUGCCAUCAGCGCCAUGGAGGGACUUGUUGCUGCCGGAAAGGUUCCCAAGGAGACAUUUGAGAACCAGACCAAGCCCAAGCUGAAUGCUUUCCGUGCAGCUUACGGAACAGUUCUUUUCUUCGUGGACUACGACUCGCUGGCGACUAUCAAGGAGAAAUUUGCCAUCUACGCUGAUAAAUUUGACCCGUUUGCGCUCGAGUCGAAUGCUAUGUCGCAGUACCUCGUCUGGACGGCCCUGCAGUCCGAAGGCCUUGGUGCCAACCUCCAGCACUACAGCCCCUUGAUCGAUGAGGGCAUCCAGAAGCAGUGGAACCUGCCUGCUUCGUGGAAGCUUGAUGCGCAGUUGGUCUUUGGUGCUCCUGCUAGCGCGCCCGGCGAGAAGUCUUUCAAUCCUCUUGAGGACCGUUUCAAGGUAUUUGGUGCAUUGGCCUUGCUGCAAGUGUCUCAUAUCUUGGCACUGCAACCUGUUACGACCCAUGAUAUGCCAUACAUCUACGGAGUGGAAUCAAUAGUCGCCCGUACACAUACUUCCUUUGACCAUCUUCUCUAUGCUGUCCCAGGGUUUGGCUGCAUGUCCAUGGUACCGAUCUGCGUUCUCCCAGGCUCUUUCAAGGCCAAAAGUCUUAUGAAGAUUGGUGAAGGUGGAUUCAACCGCAUUGUACAGAUCACUAUGACUGAUGAUACUCAGAUCCUUGCUCAGUUGCCAUGCUGCAUCUUUAGCCAUGUCGGUGAGCCUUGUCAGGCCGAACUUGUCCUCGUUGCCAAUCUCUGGCACAAAUACUCGGCGUAUCGGUGUCCGAUAUCAUUUCCUGCGGCUGAGGCUGAUUCCAUCGUACACCUGCAGAGCAAGCAAGAAGAAGUUGGUGUCCGCCUCAAACAUGCCCGCAAUGCUACAGGUAUCAGCGCCAAUGGAUGGACGACUCCCAACAAAUAUGACGCUGCUUUGUCCCGAGACCGCCAGUUGAAGGCUGAUGGCUUUGCCUCUCUGAACUCCGAUUACGAGCGUGAAAUGACAUCUCGCCACUGGCCCUUUGACGACCACAACGAGGAUGAGUAUCCGCUAUCGCACUCCGCACGUCGACAGCAGUCACCUGUCUUCCCAAUCUGA